UCUUUCAGCCAGUCGGAAGUCAGCUAUCCUCAUAGUGAUCUAUCCACACUUCAUCAGACACCUUCUGGCAUGCCUUCUACCUGUCACUCUCCUCACAGACAACAUUCCGCUUCAGAGAAUAAAGACAACCUGUCCACACAGAUGCAACGUUUCCUUAGUAUUCUUAAUAAGGGAGUAGAUUCAAAACUAAUGGCUAGUCUGGUCCAAGAGGCCAGAAAAGGACUGACGGACAUAGAGGGCCAGGAAAACCUCCAACUGAGAUCAGGAACGGAUGUCAGUCGUAAAGAUGAGCUGUACGAUCGUUUCAAAGAAACUGGAGACGGAAGCAAGCAAUCAGUCUUGGGAAGAGCAAAAAGCCCAUUUGAAGACUACAGUCAGGAUUACCUGCUGCCUCAUGAAAAAGCUGUGCAGGAUGGCAGCGGCUUUUCCCGAAUCGUUGGCAUGAAGCAUGGAAUUUACGCUCAAGAAGACGUUUUCAGGGAGCCCAACACAGAGGACGAAGAACGGUUCCUCUAUGGGGAAAAGAUGUCUGUAGAUGACCAUAGUGGGGUAGUGAAAGGCCAAAGUAGAUUUAUAGAGAAGAGAGACGGAUAUGCUGAAGACCGAGAUUGGUAUAUGGAGGAUCGGGGCCAAGAUUCGCACCUGCAGAGACAAGAGGGGGAUAGGUAUGCAGACGAACAAGACAGGGGUCACCAUGUGGAGGGUUGGGAUCAACAUCCAAAGGUCCAGGUUCAGUAUUUAGAUACCCGGUAUGAGAUGGAUCCGAAUCGCUCUGUUGGUGAUCAUAAUGAGUGUGUGGAGAACAGAGACGAGUAUCACAGGAUGACAGUAGCUGACAGAUACAAGGAAGUCCAUAGCCCAGUUCAUCAAAUAAGGGAAGAGCCUACCGAAAAAUCGGAUGACAAGAUAAUGCAUUUUGAUAAAAUCCAGAGUCUCCUGCAAACUAUUGGCCUUAAUCUAGACACAGCUGAAGUCAGCAAGUUGGCCGACAGGACAAGGGAACGGUUAUAUGGGAAGAAGGCAAAGGUGCCUGGUUCGUGUUCCGACUCGUCGGGCAGAAAAAGCGAGCGUUCGCUGAACCAUUACGAUCGACAUCGUAGUCGGACAGACUCUUCAGAGUCUGAGGGCUUCCGAUCUGUCUCUCCGGCAAAGUCCUCUCGUCGUGAAGUCUACAUGAGCUACCGUGAUUCUCUGAAAUUCAGCGACCAGUGUAAUAAGGAAGGUGAAAUUGUCAAGGACCUGGACCUCCACAGAAUUACAAGGACAAUCAGAAACUCGCCAGAAUCAACGCAACAUACUCAAGAUCACCAUCCUUCACAUACAGCAGAGGCGACGUUUUCUGACAGCCAGUCCAGCAGUUCUCAGUACGCUCAAGGAUCUUCUGAAUCCGCUUAUUUAGCCACACAGUAUCCCUACGGUGAAAACCGGGACUACGCAACCUUAGCUCUGACUCAAGGACUAAACUCUGCCUAUACUUCUCACAGUAUUCAGCAUUUUUCUGUCGUACAUGGGGGGAUGGGAACGCCCGCACAUUUGCCACCAAGUUAUAAUCCUUACAUCAUGCAGAGUUCGCAUGCCCCCAUGCUGUCAUCGAUGCCAUGCCCCCCUCAGGUGCCUUUUCAACCCCCUUUUUUUAGCCCUCCUCCGUACGGUCCCACUGAUGCUUCUGCUCAAUCCGUGCCCCCUUCACUUGGAUAUCACGAGAAUAUUCCCAUGCAGAGGGCAGAUUCUGCCUCGAGCACAAUGAAGAAGACCUCCAACACAAAGUCACGGUGCCUUAGAGUGAUAGAAACAGUGAAAACUGAGAGGACAGUUAGCGUGGAGAGCUCAUCACCAAGUCAAGGAGAAGGCACACCAGUCCAAACGGAACUGAAACAGGUCGCUCCCAUAACAGAGGAUGACAUCAAGGCUAAACAGAAGAGGAGGCUGGAGCAGUUUAACCAAAGGAUGAGGCAGAAGAAAGAGCAGCAAAUGGAAGCUCAACGGACACGUGGACAAACUCCAAAUACCACACCAGGGAAAGUUCUCAGCAAAGAGGUUAAGAACGUGUGGAUAUGCGGCCACUCGCUUGUGUUUUGGGCCGAGAAGAGGGACAAGUCUCCUGAGUUUGGCAUGCAACUGGGUAUGGAUCCCAAAUGUGUGAGGGUCUGGUGGAAGGGCGUGCAAGGAAUGACAUGGCAACAGCUUUUGCCACAGCUACUCCAGCUCAAAGGCAAUUGGCCCAACCCUGAUGUGAUUCUGAUGCACCUGGGUGGAAAUGACAUCGGCAAAAGUAGCCCCGAAGCCUUUGUGUCGACUGUGAAGAAAGACCUGCUGUCCAUGAAGAGUAUUUUCCCAGACUGCCUGCUGGUGUGGUCAGACAUCCUGCCACGGCGGUCCUGGAGGCACACGGAUGACAGCUUAACGGUGGACAAUAUCCGUAUGGCCAUAAACGAAAGCAUACAAGGCAUCAUUAAGGAAAUUGGUGGCACCGCUUUAACCCACGAAAACAUAAGACCUGGUUCAAACGCUGGUCUCUAUAGACCAGAUGGAGUUCACCUUUCUGGAAAGGGCAUUGAUACAUUCAAUUCAAACAUACAGGAUUUUCUGGAGAAGUGGGAGGCAGUGACAAACCAGACAGAGACUGAGACAGAUCAAGCCACCAGCUAAAAGAGCAGUUUUAUAUUGUAAGAAAUGAAUGUUAAUUUUCUUUUGUUCGUCAUUCUCCUUGUUUUGUGAGGGUUGAAUGCCAACCUCAGUUAAUUGGGUGAAUGUAUAGCAUGUGAA
Messenger RNA from Chanos chanos (milkfish), 2766 nucleotides. RefSeq lists its product as uncharacterized. NCBI's taxonomy places the organism in Eukaryota, Metazoa, Chordata, Actinopteri, Gonorynchiformes, Chanidae. Bases 70 to 2649 code for a protein of 859 amino acids. The transcript is spliced from 3 exons. The record is from RefSeq and is a predicted model, not a curated record.